Molecule: messenger RNA, 679 nt
Organism: Colletotrichum acutatum
Lineage: Eukaryota; Fungi; Ascomycota; Sordariomycetes; Glomerellales; Glomerellaceae
Exons: 4
Coding region: 74-556 (160 amino acids)
Source: RefSeq, a predicted model, not a curated record
CACCACAUUCAGUCUUCCAACUCCAAUCCAAUAGCACGUAAAGUUGAGUAAACUCGUCGCAAAAACCGCCAUCAUGAAGUCAUCCAUCAUCGCCGCCCUGCUUUCCAUCUACCUUUUCGCAACCCGCAUUACCGCUCUAGCAACCCGUGCCGCAACCUUGGACCGAAAAUGCCCCCUCGAGUCAGAUUGCAUGGAAAACAUAUGUACAAAUUUCAGCUUCAUAGAAAAGGAAGAAAAGGACCCGUUCUACCUCGUUGCCCAGUGUAAGAACAAGAAAGGCAUUUACGUUUACACCAAGCUCGAUCUCAAGAAGUGCAUCGCCAACUGGGACGGCAACCUGGAGUGGACACCGAGAGGCGGUUUCAGGUGCAGAGAAUGCGGCGUCUUCCAGAAGUCUGCAAAUACAUAUGUCGGCCUCAGGUGCGAGGAGUGCAAGCCACGUAUCUUUUGGCUAGAGGGAUACAAGUCGCCGUCCAUCAAUCUCUCUCAAGGGAUCUGGGUCAGUCAGGACGGCGCUCUCAGCUGUUACGACAUGAAUGGCGAGUGGUAUGUGUAACUAUAGACCACACCGGCGAGCUCACAAUGGUCCACAGUUGACUGGGGCUUUAGAUUCUCUAGAGUAAUUGCGUACGACACCAGCGCAAUUUCAUUAUUAGGUAUCGGCAUCUCGUCUACAAAG